AUGAGUAACCAAGAGGCUGAUGUUCUACAUUGCUUGAGGUGCAGAAAAUAUAUACUAAAUUCUGUUUGCCUUGCAAAAUGUCACGGAAAAGAACCAUCCAAAUACAAUUCACAACCUUCAGCUGCUGCUCAGGAUUCUUGCAAAGUAGGGCUUGUGAACUAAGAAGCCAUACCAGAGUGGGGGAAAAGUGUCAUUGAAAAGAUAGAAUGGACAAUUGGAAAACUGCACUGUCCAUUCUGUGAGGCCUGCUUAGGAGGCUUUAAUUUUGCUUGCAACACAAAAUGUUCCUGUGGACAGUUAGCAAAUACACAUUUCUGCAAAAGUCGGACUGACUGUCAGCCAGCUUUCUCUGUUAAAUUGGCAAAAUCAUCAGGAAAACACUUACCUCUCCUCAAAAUUCAAUCUGGUUUUAUCAAGGGUACCUGCCACGAAGUGGUAACUGCAGCUUUGAAAAUCAAAAAUCAACGGCUUGCAUGCAUGGCCAGAAAUAACAACGGUACUGGAAGACUAACAGAAGCACUUUGUCUAGAAGUAAGAGCUCCCAGAUUUGGGAUGAAAAGUAAAAAACCUCCCUUAAAGGCAUUAAAUCAAAAAAGAAAUCUUUCUGCUUCAUAUCGUAUGAAUGAUAUACGCACUGUAAAACCUUUUCACAGAAGAGCACGUAGUUUGGAUUUAAGUAUCAGAGAGAGACUAGUUUUGUCACCUGUGUUACAUGAAAGUUGCAGUAUGGGAACAGUUUGCCAUGGCCAGAAUGAAAAUGUACCUGUUUACACCCAACCUGGCUUGCAACAGGAGUCCAACAGGAAAGACAGUAGUUCUUUUCAGGAUCUGUGUAGUUCCAGUGCUGACAAAGUACAAAAAAAGUGUCAGGUUACUUCCUUUACCACACUACUACAUAGAGAAACAGAAAGUGAGUGUGAUUUUGAAGCUACUGGGCAACCUUCUGGGAGUGCCAUUGAUGAUGGGUCACCUUCUGUGAUGAACCUUUCUUCACCAACAAGUGCUAUAGAAGAGGAGCAGCACAUCACACCUCUUGGUCCUGUGCAUCCUGUGAGUGUUUCCUUCAACCAAAAACUGAGUAAGAGGGAAAGAAACAAGUUGAAGAGCUUGCAGAGGAAGCAAAGAAGGCAAGAACAGUGGCUGCAGAAGCAA
Merops nubicus (carmine bee-eater) is the source of this 1152-nucleotide messenger RNA. It is a transcript of the gene RNF180, whose product is annotated as ring finger protein 180. Gene Ontology annotation, biological process: positive regulation of proteasomal ubiquitin-dependent protein catabolic process; protein polyubiquitination; norepinephrine metabolic process. Lineage: Eukaryota; Metazoa; Chordata; Aves; Coraciiformes; Meropidae. The record is from RefSeq and is a predicted model, not a curated record. Gene Ontology annotation, cellular component: endoplasmic reticulum membrane. The annotation marks the transcript as partial. Gene Ontology annotation, molecular function: ubiquitin conjugating enzyme binding; ubiquitin protein ligase activity. The transcript is spliced from 3 exons.